Messenger RNA from Myotis davidii, 8563 nucleotides. RefSeq names its product thyroglobulin (gene TG). The transcript has 52 exons. Gene Ontology annotation, biological process: thyroid hormone generation. Lineage: Eukaryota; Metazoa; Chordata; Mammalia; Chiroptera; Vespertilionidae. The record is from RefSeq and is a predicted model, not a curated record.
AUGGCGCUGGCCCUGUGGAUCUCUGGCCUGCUGGCCUCCGCCUGCCUGGUGUCAGCCAACAUCUUUGAGUACCAGGUGGACGCCCAGCCGCUCCGUCCCUGCGAGCUGCAGAGGGCCAGGGCCUCCGGGGAGCGAGCCAGCCACGUGCCCCAGUGCGCCGAGGACGGCAGCUUCCAGACCGUCCAGUGCCGGAGUGACGGCUACUCCUGCUGGUGUGUGAGCGCCGACGGCAGGGAGGUGGCUGGCAGCAGGCAGCCCGGGCGGCCCAUGGCGUGCCUGUCCUUCUGCCAGCUGCACCGGCAGCAGGUCUUGCUGAGCGGCUACCUCAACGGCACGACCGCCUCCUACCUCCCUCAGUGCCAGGAUUCGGGGGAGUACGCACCGGUGCAGUGUGACGUGCGGCGGGAGCAGUGCUGGUGUGUGGACACGGAGGGCAUGGAGGUGUACGGGACCCGCCAGCGGGGCAGGCCCACGAGAUGUCCCAGGAGCUGUGAGAUCCGGAACCGCCGCCUUCUGCACGGAGUGGGGGACAAGUCGCCCCCCCAGUGCUCUCCGGACGGCGGGUUUCUGCCCGUGCAGUGCAAGUUUGUCAACACCACGGACAUGAUGGUCUUCGACCUGGUCCACGGUUACAACAGGUUUCCAGACGCUUUCCUGACGUUCAGUGCCUUCCGGAGAAGGUUCCCGGAGGUGUCCGGGUACUGUUACUGCGUGGACAGUCAAGGGCGGGAACUGGCUGAGACAGGUCUGGAGCUGCUGCUCGAUGACAUUUACGACACCAUUUUCGCCGGGCUGGCCCUCGCGCCCACCUUCACGGACACCACCCUGUACCGGAUCCUGCAGAGGCGCUUCCUCGCCCUUCAGCUCGUUCUUUCCGGCAGGUUCCGAUGCCCCACGAAGUGUGAAGUGUAGCGGUUCACAGCGAACGACUUCGGUCACGCCUACGUCCCAAGCUGCCACCGAAAUGGGGACUUCGAGGCGGUGCAGUGCCAGAGGGGAGGCCCGUGCUGGUGUGCAGAUGCCCAGGGCAAGGAGGUCGUGGGGACUCGGCGGCAGGACGCGGCGCUGCCUUGCGCUGGCGCCGGGUCCUGCUCCUCCGAGAGGCGGCGCGCCCUGUCCAGGCUCCGCUUCGGGCCCUCGGGCGACCUCAGCCUCCGGGGCUCCUUCGUGACCCCCCGGAGAGGAGCUGGAGGGGCCCCGCCCUGCCCGCCCACCAUCAAGCAGCUCUUUGUGGACUCGGGGAUCCUCCGCUCCCUCAUCAAGGGCCAGAAACCACCGUUUCCCGCCGCAGGGAGUCUCCUCCCAGAAGCCAUCCGAGGGCUUUUCCCCUCCCGCGAGCUGGCUCAUCUUGCCCUUCAGUUUACCGCCAACCCAAAGCGCCUGCAGCAGAACCUCUUUGGGGGGAGAUUUUUGGCGAACGUCGGCCAGUUUAACUUGUCGGGAGCCCUUGGCACAAGAGGCAGCUUUAACUUCAGUCAGUUUUUCCAGCGACUCGGCCUCCCAGGCUUCCAGGGUGGAGGAGGACUUGUCAAUCAAGCCAAACUCCUCUCUGCGGGACUGGAUUCGAAUCCUGCUGUGGAAACACCCGGAGCCGCGAAGGAAGGCAGGGCUAUGAAUAAGACAAUUGUGGGCAGCUUUGGCUUUGAGGUCAACGUGCAAGAGAACCAAAACGCCCUGAAAUCCCUCGCUUCUCUCCUGGACCUUCCGGAAUUCCUUCUGUUCCUGCAGCACGCGGUGUCCGUGCCGGAAGACAUAGCCAGGGAUUUGGGUGAUGUGAUGGGAAUGGUGCUCAACUCCCAGGGCUGUGAGGCAACACCCGGCAGCCUUUUUGUCCCGUCAUGCACGGCAGAAGGAAGCUAUGAGGAUGUCCAGUGCUUUGCCGGAGAGUGCUGGUGUGUGGACUCCCAGGGCAAAGAGCUGCCCAGCUCCAGGGUGAGAGGCGGACGGCCACGGUGCCCCACAGCGUGUGAGAAGCAAAGGGCUCGGCGGCUCAGCCUCGCGGGCAGCCAGCCCGCAGGCUCCAGUCUGUCCAUGCCUUCCUGUACCCGCCAGGGCCACUUCUUACCCAUUCAGUGCUUCGACUCCGAAUGCCACUGUGUGGACGAGGAGGGUCAGGCCAUUCCUGGAACUCAAAGCGCACCUGGGCGACCCCAGCAGUGCCCCACACCCUGUCAGCUGCGGGCCGAGCGCGCCUUCCUCGGGGCCGUGCGGACCCUGGUCUCCAACUCCAGCCUGCCGCCCGCCCUCUCCAGCGUCUACAUCCCGCAGUGCAGCGCCCGCGGGCGGUGGAGUCCCGUGCAGUGUGACGGGCCCCCGGAGCAGGCCUUCGAGUGGUACGAACGGUGGAGGGCCCAGGACAGCGGUGGCCUGGAGCUGACGGCGGCUGAACUACUCACGAAGGUCCUGAGCUACAGGGACGCAGCCUCUGGCAGCUUCCGUCGCUUCCUGCAAAGUCUGUACGAGGCCGGCCAGCAGGGCGUCUUCCCCGGGCUGGCCAGGUACUCCUCUCUCGGCGAGGUCCCACCGGCCGUGCUGGAUGGGAACCGGACCCGGCCCGGGGGCAACGUCCUCCUGGAGCCCUACCUCUUCUGGCAGAUCCUACGCGGCCAGCUCCGCCGGUACCCAGGGCCCUACUCGGACUUCAGCGCCCCGUUGGCGCACUUGGACCUGCGGACCUGCUGGUGUGUGGACGAAGCCGGUCAAGAGCGGGAGGGCACCCGGACCGAGCCGGGUGAGGUCCCCACAUGUCCCGGCUCCUGCACCGACGCGCAGCUGCGUGCUCUGCAGUUCAUCGCGGACUCGGAGGAGGUGGUCUUGGCUUCCAACAGCUCCUGGUUCCCUCUGGGGGAGAGUUUGCUGGCGGCCACGGGCAUCCGGCUGAGCAACGAGGAGCUUGGCCUGCCCCCCGGCUCCCCACCCCGGGAGGCCUUCUCCCAGCAGUUUCUGGGCGGCAGCGAGGACGCCCUUCGCCUGGCAGCGCAGUCCACCUUGGACUUCUAUCAGAGUCGCAGCUCUUCCCCCGCCGCCUCCGGAGCGUCCCGCCUGCGGUCCAGCCCCUACGUGCCCCAGUGUGACGCGUUUGGAAACUGGGAGCCUGUGCAGUGCCACGCGGGGACCGGGAACUGCUGGUGUGUGGACGGGAAGGGACAGUACGUGCCGGCCUCGCUGACUGCCCGCUCCUCCCAGGCCCCCCAGUGCCCCUCCGCCUGUGAGAGAGCGCGAGCCAGCGGGCUGCUCUCCAGCUGGAAACAGGCCGGGUCCCAGGGAGACCCUUCCCCCGACGACCUCUUCAUCCCAACCUGCCUGGAGACAGGAGAGUUUGCCAGGCUGCAGGCGACGGAGGCUGGCAUCUGGUGUGUGGACCAGGCCUCAGGCGAGGGCACCCCGCCCCGCACGAACGGCAGUGCCCAGUGCCCCGGCCUCUGUGAAGCACCCCAGGGCGGCAUCCUCUCCCGGACGGCCAGCCCAGGCUACACGCCGGCCUGCGGGGCCGAGGACGGAGGCCGGUCCCCAGUGCAGUGCAGCCGGGCCCAGGAAAGCUGCUGGUGCGUUCUGGGCAGCGGAGAGGAGGUGCCCGGGACUCGCGUGGUUGGGAGCCAGCCGGCCUGUGAGAGGGGAGGGGGUCUAGAGAACAGGGACAGUGGGGGAGGGGCAGGAGGGCCUGAGGACAUGGUGACCACGGAUUCCCGAGAGCUGGAAACUGGUGUCCCCUCCCUGCCAACGCACAGCCUGGCGCUGAGCUUCUUGGCCGGCGACGGGGACCGGACUGGAUGUGUGAGCGGAGACCUAGUGCCGAGGCCCCGGGCAGGGCACCUGGCGAGGAGGUUUCCCUCGCAGUUCAAGGAAAAGACGGGGGAGGGCAACAGCAUGCAGAGAAGAGGAGGUGGGGCCGACCGGGAUGCCCACCUGGGACAGCUGGAGGCAGAGGUGCCACGCAUUGAGCUCUGGGUACUGAAGCACGAACAGGCGUGGCGGUGCCAGCUGCUGUGUCGCCGGGGCUACCUGAGCGCCUUCCCCCUGGGGCCGCUGGAAUGCAGUCUGGAGAGGAGACGCUGGCUGUCACAGCCGCCCCAGCCCUGGGCCUGCCAACGGCCCCAGCUGUGGCAGACCCUGCAGACCCGAGCCCAGUUCCAGCUCCGGCUCCCGCCGGGCAAGAUGUGCAGCGCCGACUACGCGGGGCUGCUGCUGGCCUUCCAGGCCUUCAUCUCGGACGAGCUCACAGCCCGCGGCUUCUGCCAGGUCCAGGUGAAGAUGGUCGGGACCCCGGUUACCGUUCCGGCCUGUGACGACUCGGCGGUGCGGGUGGAGUGUCUGACCCCGGAGCGUUUGGGAGUGAAUGUCACGUGGAAGUUGCGGCUUGAGGACGUCCCGCCGGCCUCUCUCCCUGAUCUGCGUGACGUCGAGGAAGCCUUGGGCGAGGGCCUCGCAGGGCGCUUCGCGGAUCUGAUCCGAAGCGGCGAGUUCCAGCUGCAUCUGGAUGCCAAGACGUUCCCAGCAGACACGUCCCUCCGCUUCCUCCAUGGGAACAGCGUGGGCACCUCGCCCAGGACCCGCUAUGGGUGCCUGGAAGGAUUCCACCCAAUCUCGGCCUCCAGCGACGCCAGUCAGGACCCACUGGGGUGCGUGAAGUGUCCCGAAGGAAGCUACUCCCAGGACGAGCAGUGUGUUCCCUGUCCCGCUGGAUUCUACCAGGACCAGGCUGGGAGCUUGACCUGCGCCCCGUGUCCUGAGGGCAGAACCACCAUUUCCGCCGGCGCGUUCAGUCGGACUCACUGCGUCACCGACUGUCAGAGGAGCGAGGCCGGCCUGCAGUGUGACCAGGACGGCCGGUACCGCGCCAGCCAGAGGGACAGGGACAGUGGGAAGGCCUUCUGUGUGGAUGACGCGGGGCAGAGGCUGCUGUGGUCUGAAACGGAGGCCCCGCUCACGGACUCCCAGUGUCUGAUGAUGCAGAAAUUUGAGAAGGUUCCGGAAUCGAAGGUGGUCUUCGACACCGAGGUUGCCGCAGGAGUCAGGUCCCAAGCUCCUGGCUCUGAGUUCCCCCUGGCGCAGUGCCUGGCAGGCUGUGCCGUGGAUCCGGCCUGCAGCUUCCUCACAGUGUCCACGGUGGGGUCAGACGUCUCCUGUGACUUCUAUGCUUGGACAAGUGACAGCAUCGCCUGCACAGCUUCUGAUCAGGGUCAAGGCGCUGCGGGGAACGCCGAGGCCACCGGCUUUGGAAGUCUCAGGUGCCAGGUGAAGGUGCCGCCCAGGGACCAGGGCUCUGUGGCUGUGUAUCUGAAGAAGGGCCAAGAAUUCAGCACAAGAAGUCGGAAAAGCUUUGAACGAACCGGUUUCCAAAACGCGCUCUCGGGGAUGUACAGCCCCGCCGUGUUCGCGGGCCUGGGGUCCAGUCUGACGGAGGCGCACCUCUUCUGCCUCCGCGCGUGUGACGCGGAUGCAUGCUGCGAUGGCUUCAUCCUCACGCAGGUCCAAGGAGGUCCCAUCAUCUGUGCCCUGCUGAGCUCCCCCGACGUCCUGCUCUGCCAUGCCCAAGACUGGAGGGACCCCUCCACAGCCACGGCGAAUGCUACGUGUCCCGGGGCGACACCCGGCCAGGGCAGCCGCCCGGGGACACUGCUCCUGGGCGGCCAGGAGUUCCAGGGCCCGGACCCCCGGGAAGGGACUCAGGGCCCCCUGACCAGUUUCCAGCAGGUCUAUCUCUGGAAAGAUUCUGACAUGGGGUCUCGGUCCGAGUCCACGGGCUGUAGAAGGGACUUGGGACCAAUGUCAGCACCUCCACCGGAAGCAGAUAUGACGUCACAGCUCUUCUCCCCUGUGGACCUUACCCAGGUCAUUGUCAGUGGGAACCGGUCCCUGCCCAGCCGGCAGCACUGGCUGUUCAAACACCUGUUCUCACCUCAGCAGGCAAACCUGUGGUGCCUUUCCCGCUGUGCCCAGGAGCCCUCGUUCUGUCAGCUGGCCGAGAUAAGAGAUAGCGCGCCCUCGUACUUCACCUGCACCCUCUACCCAGAGGCCCGGGUGUGUGAGGAUGUCCUGGAGCCGCGUCCCACGGGCUGCAGGCUGAUCCUGCCCCGCAGGCCGAGCGCCCUGUUCCGGAGGAAAGUUGUUCUGAAAGAGACAGUGACGAACUUUUACACCCGCCUGCCAUUCCAAACGCUGACCGGGAUUUCCAUUAGAAGCAAAGUGCCCAUGUCCGACAAGUCCAUCUCCAACGGGUUCUUCGAGUGUGAACGCCUGUGCGACGUGGACCCGUGCUGCUCCGGCUUCGGCUUUCUAAACGUUUCCCAGUUAACAGGAGGAGAGGUGACAUGCCUAACUCUGAACAGCUUGGGACUUCAGACCUGCAGUGAGGAAAGUGGAGGGUCCUGGCGCAUUUUGGACUGUGGCUCUCCCGACACCGAGGUCCGCACCUAUCCCUUCGGAUGGUACCAGAAGCCUGUGGCUGAAAAUGGUGCUCCCGGCUUCUGCCCUUCGGUGGCUCUGCCUUCCCUCCCGGAGAAAGUGGCUCUGGAUGCGUGGCAGACCCUGGGCCUCUCCGCAGCAGUGGUGGACCCGUCCAUCAGGAGCUUCGAUGUCGCCCACAUCAGCACAGCUGCCGCCGGCGACUUCUCUGCUACCCGAGACCUCUGUUUGUUGGAGUGUUCCCGUCACCAAGCCUGCCAGGUCACCACUCUGCAGAGCCGCCCUGGUGCUCUGAGGUGUGUGUUCUACCCUGACACCCAGCUCUGCACACACAGCCUGCAGGCCCAGCACUGCCAGCUUCUGCUGCGGGAAGAGCCCACCCACAUCUACCGGAAGCUGAACACCCCUCUGCUCGGCUUUGGGACGUCUGCACCUUCUGUGACGAUCGCCCCCCACGGCCAGCUGCUGGGCAGGUCCCAGGCCAUCCAGGUGGGCACUUCGUGGAAGCAAGUGGACCAGUUCCUGGGAGUGCCCUAUGCUGCCCCGCCCCUGGCAGAGGGCCGCUUCCGGGCACCGGAGCCCUCCAACUGGACCGGGUCCUGGGCUGCCACCAAGCCGCGGGCCCGCUGCUGGCAGCCAGGGGUCAGGACGCCCACCCCGUCCGGGGUCAGCGAGGACUGCUUGUAUCUCAACGUGUUUGUCCCUCAGAACGUGGCCCCCAACGCGUCCGUACUGCUGUUCUUCCACAACAUGGAGGCCGGGGCCGACGACGGGAGCCUCGUCCUGGACGGCUCCUUCCUGGCGGCUACUGGCCACCUCAUCGUGGUCACUGCUGGCUACCGAGUGGGCGUCUUCGGCUUCCUGAGCGCUGGGGCCGGCGCGGUGAGGGGCAACUGGGGGCUGCUGGACCAGGCGGCGGCUCUGACCUGCAUCCACCUUCUCGCCGCCGGGGCUGGCGGCUCCAGACUCUUCCGGAGGGCCGUGCUGAUGGGUGGCUCCGCGCUCUCCCCUGCCGCCAUCAUCAGCCCGGAGAGGGCGCAGCAGCAGGCGGCUGCCUUGGCACAGGAGGUCGGCUGCCCCGCCUCGCCCACCCAGGAAAUGACAUCCUGCCUCCGCCAGAAGCCCGCCGACGCCCUCAACGACGCCCAGACCAAGCUCCUGGCCGUGAGCGGCCCCUUCCACUACUGGGGCCCCGUGCUCGACGGCCAGUUCCUGCGAGAGGCUCCGGCCAGAGCGCUGCAGAGGGCGCCGCGGGCCACGGUCGACCUGCUCCUCGGGAGUUCACAGGACGACGGGCUCAUCCGCCGGGCGAAGGCCGUGAAGCAAUUUGAGGAAAGUCAAGGCCGGACCAGUAGCAAAACAGCCUUCUACCGGGCGCUGCAGAACUCGCUGGGCGGUGAGGACUCAGACCCGGGUGUGCUGGCCGCCGCCACGUGGUACUACUCCCUGGAGCACUCCGCUGACGACUACGCCACCUUCUCCCGGGCCCUGGAGAACGCUACCCGGGACUACUUCAUCAUCUGCCCCGUGAUCGACAUGGCCCGCCACUGGGUGAGGAGGGCCCGCGGAAAUGUGUUCCUGUACCACGCUCCCCAGAGCUACGGCCACGGCAGCCUGGAACUGCUGACCGACGCCCAGUAUGCCUUCGGGCUGCCCUUCCACCCUGCCUACGGGGGGCAGUUCACUCCGGAGGAGAAGCGCACAGCGCUGAAAGUCAUGCAGUACUUCUCCAACUUCAUCCGAUCCGGGAAUCCCAACUACCCGCACGAGUUCUCACGGAAAGGGCCUGAAUUCGCAGUCCCCUGGCCCAACUUCGUCCCUGGCGCCAACGGGGAGAGCUACAAGGAGUUCAGCACCCAGCUCCCCAAUCGACAGGGCCUGAAAAAGGCCGACUGCUCCUUCUGGUCCAAGUAUAUCCGGUCCCUGAAGGCGCCUGCAGAUGAAGCCAAGGAUGGGCUGUCAGCAGGGAGUGAAGAGGAGGAGCAGCCGGCUGGCUCUGGCCUGAAAGAAGACCUCCCAGAUCCAGGCUCCAAGAGCUACAGCAAGUGACCAAUCCCAAGACUUCCACCCACCCUGCUAACUACCUCCCCUCCCCCUCCCGCCCCCAGGCUGCCACCUUGUUCUCUGAAAUCGGCCCUGGCUUUCAAUAAAGUGUCAA